AUGCGAGCUCGUACUGUUUCGGCCACCGGGCUGACACUCACGCGACCGUCCUCAACCUCCGUGUGCUCUCAAUGCCUCCAUGAAGACCUCCUCUCGUCCUAUACCCUCAUUCAAUCCCGAAAAUACCACCCAACCCGUCGGAAGGAUGCUUCACCAUUUGGUGCUGCCGUGUCAGCUGCGCAGGCCAUCUUCAAGGGAAUGCCAAAGGCACCCCCGGGCAUCUCAGUCGACCCAUUACGCAUGGUUGGCAAGGAAUUGAAGUUUCUCAGCAAGAACAUCCGCCAAUUGCUAGGAUCAGGUCAUCCGGCCUUGGAUAAGGUGGCUAAAUACUAUACACACAGCGAGGGCAAGCACAUGCGGCCGAUGCUCGUCCUGCUCAUGUCCCAGGCGACAGCAUUGGACCCUCGCAAGCAAACCAAUCCCGCCAGCCCGAGCCCUGUCGAUAACCCGCUCAGCUCACCAUCAAUUCUUGACGACUCCAAUCCAAGCAUUAAUCCCCUCGUGUCGCAGAGUUCCGAGGGCAACUACAACUUUGCUGGUGACGACAAUAUCCUCCCUUCACAGCGCCGUCUAGCUGAGAUCACCGAACUUAUUCAUACUGCCUCCCUCCUUCACGACGAUGUUAUCGAUAACGCCGUAACCCGUCGCGCUAACAGCUCGGCCAACUUAGCCUUCGGAAACAAGAUGGCGGUGCUGGCAGGUGAUUUCUUGCUCGGCCGUGCUUCUGUGGCUUUGGCUCGGCUGCGCGACCCCGAAGUCACCGAGCUCAUGGCUACUGUGAUCGCCAACCUAGUGGAGGGCGAGUUCAUGCAGUUGAAAAAUACGGCCCAGGACGAGGCCAAUCCGCAAUACACCGAUGAGACUUUGGCCUACUACCUGCAGAAGACCUAUCUGAAGACUGCCAGUCUGAUCAGCAAGUCGUGCCGUUCUGCCGCUGUCCUUGGUCGCAGUGCCCCUGAGGUUAUUGAGGCCUCCUACGCGUAUGGUCGUAACCUGGGCCUGGCUUUCCAGCUGGUUGAUGAUUUGCUGGACUACACCGUUACCGAGGCCGAGCUAGGCAAAGCUUCCGGAGCUGAUUUGGAGCUGGGUUUGGCUACUGCCCCAUUGCUGUUUGCUUGGAAAAGCAACCCUGAACUAGGACCUUUGGUUGGCCGCAAGUUCCGUGAGGAAGGUGAUGUGCAGAGGGCCCGUGAGAUCGUCUACCGCAGCGAUGGUGUGGAGCAAACGCGACGCUUGGCCCAGGAAUACGCCGACAAGGCGGUCGAGGCUAUCAGCGACUUCCCUGAUUGCGAGGCCAAGACAGGGCUGAUCGACAUGUGCGACAAGACCAUGCGGCGGCGAAAGUAA
This is a messenger RNA of Penicillium odoratum, 1347 nucleotides long. Its product is annotated as trans-hexaprenyltranstransferase. Gene Ontology annotation, biological process: isoprenoid biosynthetic process; ubiquinone biosynthetic process. The record is from RefSeq and is a predicted model, not a curated record. Lineage: Eukaryota; Fungi; Ascomycota; Eurotiomycetes; Eurotiales; Aspergillaceae. The transcript has 2 exons. Gene Ontology annotation, cellular component: transferase complex. Gene Ontology annotation, molecular function: prenyltransferase activity. The coding region runs from base 1 to 1347 and encodes 448 amino acids.